This is a messenger RNA of Chondrus crispus (carragheen), 1188 nucleotides long. RefSeq lists its product as hypothetical. The record is from RefSeq and is a predicted model, not a curated record. Bases 1 to 1188 code for a protein of 395 amino acids. The transcript has a single exon. NCBI's taxonomy places the organism in Eukaryota, Rhodophyta, Florideophyceae, Gigartinales, Gigartinaceae.
AUGGAGUCAGAUUUUCGAAUUGCCAACCCUGAGGGCUUGACCACGGGUAUUAGCGCAGAAAGAAAAACGCUAGCAUUUUCGGACAGGAUUGGAAAUGAGACUACUGAUGUCAAGGUUUCGGAAACACGCGACAGACUUUUUGGUUCUCCAGACCCCGACCAGGUUGGGGAACCAUUUCAAAGCGCACAUUCCAAAAUAUCGGAAAUCGCUGCAAACGUCAAAGAAAUCUCCUCCAUGUCGGAGACGAUCGAACCGGAAUCGGGUGCAUCAACACCUAGACGAGAGAAAAAUGCCGCAAGUGAUCAAAAUGAGGCACUGCUGAUGAAUGCUGAUGGAAUGGAAGAACAGCGCACGUCGCUCGACGGAAGCGAACUGCAAAUGCUCGUAUCACGUAAAGAAUCAAUCAAUGCGAUCCAGGAACAAUCUCCAGGGCUCGCUCGAGUUGCGGAUCAGAUCUCAAAACACAUUCGGACUGAAGAGCCGUGUUUGAAGGAGCCCAUUUCGAUAUCGGAAAGCAACAACUCGUUGUUGGCAAAAAGCAAAACCGCCAAUUUCGUCAGCGGUCUGUACAACUCCGGUGGUAACGAAGCUAUCCCUGCUUCUUCAUUCGAAGAUGGGUAUUGCGACCAAAAGGCAGACUUUGCGUCCACCCCUAGUUCACCUAAAUCAGUUGCUAGAGAUGUGACUGUGCAGGAUUCUGAACUUGAUUCGGCUGGUUCUGUUGAAGAGACGGUGAAAGAUGCUCCACGUUCUUGCUGCUGUGCUGGCCCUGCCAGUUUACAAGAAUCAUCAAAAGACUGUACAUCAAAUCAAGCAGCGAAAGAUCAUGAGGUGGCUGAAAUGGUCAACGGAGAGGCAAGCCAGGAUAGAAGCGAAGAAUCCGUUGAUUGUACACCUGCAGAUGCGCCUCCCACUUCAGGUGACGACACGCCGGAUAUGGCUGAAGUGGAAAAUGUAGACGAUGUCAAACGCCUGCAUACUGCCGAGCGGGAUAUGGUUGCCGAUCCAAUCUAUGCGGAAACGACAAAUUUAAGAGCCUCACAUUUCAUACCACGGACAAGAAGUGGACGGCUUGAUUUGGAUUUUGGAGAACUGGCUGAUGCUACUAUCCUGUUCCAGCGUGUAUACAAUGGUGAGAAGCGCACACCUACUGGUAUGCAUGGAAAAGCGAUAGAGAGAAUAGAGUAA